CCGCAGAUAACACUCGAUUUGACGAUUCCGUGAGUGAUAGUGAGGCCGGAGCGAUGCUCCUCACGCCUACGAAAAAAGUUUUUCACUAAUAAAUCGGACUUGCGAAAUUUUAAAUACACUUAAGAGUCAAUAUGGAGAAUGUUAGUGCAAUGAUUCAAAGAAAUGAGGAACAAAGAGAUGGAGAUAAUAACGAAGCGUUACAACUCGUGAAGAACGAAGAGCGACAGGACAUGGCGGGCGGCGAGUCCAAUGUAGGCGGAAACGGGGAGGGCGCAUCGCAUCCUGCGUCAGGCGCGGUGGCAGGAACAGAGUCUAACGCUGAACCACACUCUGUGAUUACGUCGCGGCGCGCUCUCAGGACUAUAACGACAGCUGGACACAUCACCGACGGCACGGAACUAAACGACGACGGUGUUAAAGGUGAGCCUCCUGAACCACAACAGCUAGAACACGAACAAAUGCAGUACGCUCCCAAGCUAGAAGAUACGGACGGUCGGAACGCUGCGUCUCAUUAUGACGAGGAGAGAUUGAGACUGGCCGAAGCAGAAACUGCUAGAUACUUAGCAUUUAAACAGGAACCGUAUCGUUCCUUACAGUCUCCUACGCCAGCACCUCAGGACAAGCGACUACAGCCACAACCGCAAUACGCGCGAGGUCCGCCGCCACGGCCCGCUUACGGUCGCGGGCUCGCUUUACGCUACGGCACACCUCACCAUGUUAUUGUGGCACAGGACGGUGACACUGAAGAACACUCGCAUGAAUCAUUUCUACAAAAAGAGAAAGCUGAGCAACUACAGCAGGCCUAUGCAGCCUCUGAAGCUGCGAAUGCACAGGACGGCCGGCAAUACGCGGCUGUUCUCAGUGAUCAAGUGGCCGUCUCCUCCGCCUUGGAAAUGAUCCAAACUACAUCGUUAAGUAACCAACAGGCGGUCGGAGUCGCUUACCAGCAGGUUAAGUAUGAAUCGCGUGGUGAGGGCGAGCCUCGGCCGACGACGUACGCGAGCCUACAGCCUGUAACUUCAGUGCACAGUGCGAGCGGGUACACAUAUGCGGGUCAGAGCCCGCAGUACGCGGCAGCAGGCUACAGCACGUACAACAGUAGCAAAGAACUCCUGACACUGUACGGAGCGGGACCAGCGGCGCCGCGGGGAGACGACUCUCCGCCCGGGCUACUGUACCGCAGUGACCCUACACUUUCCUCUUCCUCCCUUAACUCUCGAGGCGCUCACGUCGUGUAUGGCUCCGUGGUGCCACAAUCACAGGCCGUAUAUGAAGCACCGCCUAGCCCUAACUCGCAGCAAGUGAACGUAUUGUACACGCACGGUAACACAGUGCAGUACAAAGUGGGCGGAGAGCACUACCUCGGACAGGGCGGCGGCGUGGAGUACGUGCCGGUGUCGGGCUACGAGGGCGGAUUGCUCGUCGAGAGCUACGCGGCGCCUGCGCAGGCGUGGCCCGGCCACAAUCUGCUACCCAUAGACGACAGUUUUGAUCCCAGUAUGGCAGGGAUGGGCGAGGUAAAAGAGUGCGUGAACUGCGCGGCGGCGACGACUCCGCUGUGGCGGCGCGACGGCACCGGUCACUAUCUCUGCAACGCGUGCGGCCUCUACACGCGCAUAAACGGCGUCAAUCGACCACCUCUCAAGGGCCAAAAGGCGAAACCUCAGCAAGCUCUCCCGACGAACGGCAAUCGCCGAGUGGGAGUGACGUGCGCGAACUGUCGCACGUCCAACACGACGCUCUGGCGACGCAAUAACAACGGGGAGCCGGUCUGCAACGCCUGCGGCCUCUACUACAAACUACACAACGUUAACCGUCCACUGAGCAUGAAGAAGGAUGGAAUCCAGACGCGUAAGCGCAAGCCGAAGAGCAUGGGCGGAGGAGGCGGCAGUGCAGGAGUGGCGCGAGGCGGCGCUCUCUCCGUGGAGGCACACUCGCACAAGGUGCUGCCUCCGCUGUACGCGGCGGUGGAGGGCGCGGGUGCGGGCGCGCCGCUGCUGCUGCUGCCCGCCGCGAGACACCACGCCGACCUCGCGGUACCAGCGCUAGAGCUCUCCGGAGUGGCGACCUCCACGCAGCACUACCGUCCACCCUAACGAAACCACUACUGACGCCGUAGGAGCUACCUCGCUGCGUGUCGUGCUGUCGUGCUGUCGUGUUUGACGUUUCGAACAUUACAAUGUGAGGUUGGACUAUGAUUAUUUGUUCCUUGUCACCAAAGCGCUACCAAAAUAGCAUUUAUGAUUAUGAUAUCUCGAGCGGAUUAUCUUCCGAUCGCUGCCGAUAGCCUGCUAUCGCUGUACAGUGUUGUAAUAUACCAGUUUAAAAUGCGCAAACAUGGCGUUUGUGAAGAGAUUUUAUUCGUAUUUAAGUAUAGCAUAAAGUACCUAAUGUUAUGUAAACUUUUGUAAGGCCAAAGACAGCAUGUUGACCCGACGAUUACCCAGUUCUUAAAUAUUCACUGAGAUCAUAAGCAGUGAUAAUAAGGAAGAUUUGCACAGUCUAUUUUAUCAUAAAAUGAGUAUCACACCACGUGGGUAAAUUGGUCGAAAUGUAAUUUUGUUCAUUAAUUUUACAUUAGAUGCGAGCCAGUUAAGUAAGAACAGUUUGAGUCGACGUCGUAGCUAAAUAAAAACACAAUCAAAUGUUAGUUUAUCUACUCAUCGGUGUGAAAUAAUCAAUCAAUUUAAUAAAUCUGUGCUUUUGGCUACGCAAUUGUGUUAUUGAUGUUUUAUUUGAUAAUGUUUUAAUGUAAAUAAAAUGUACUGCUGUCGGGAGACGAGGCUCCUUGUGAACAAUCGGAUAAAUAUGUGUAAAGCUAUUUACUUUAUGAGAUAUUGUAUUCUGAUCACGGCUAUCAAAUAUGACGAAUUUAUUAAUAUAUUUAUAUUAGAUGUAAUGUGUACGUGUGGCCGCGUGUGUGUGUUUAUGUGUGCAUGUGUGUAUGUGUCUGUGUUUAACGAGUGAACUCUGUACAAAUUUUUUAUUUAUACUCGACAACAAACAACGAAUAGAUUUGCGUGUAAUAUAUAAUAUAUACCUCCGUGAUUGUUUUAACUUGGGACCGAAUUUUAAUAAAUUUCUUGCCAAAUG
Messenger RNA from Vanessa tameamea, 3093 nucleotides. RefSeq names its product transcription factor GATA-6-like. Gene Ontology annotation, biological process: cell fate commitment; positive regulation of transcription by RNA polymerase II; negative regulation of transcription by RNA polymerase II. The transcript is spliced from 9 exons. NCBI's taxonomy places the organism in Eukaryota, Metazoa, Arthropoda, Insecta, Lepidoptera, Nymphalidae. Gene Ontology annotation, molecular function: DNA-binding transcription factor activity, RNA polymerase II-specific; zinc ion binding; RNA polymerase II cis-regulatory region sequence-specific DNA binding. The record is from RefSeq and is a predicted model, not a curated record. The coding region runs from base 132 to 2096 and encodes 654 amino acids.